CUGCCAGCCAAAGUAACCACGCAAAUCCUCUGUGUUAGGGUUUCCCAAUUAAAAAAAAAAAUGAAACAUUCACCAUUAAAACCAUUUCCAAGUUUUAACUUUAUUCAGUCUUUAACCGAGGAGCCGAGAGGAAAGCUACAAUGGAACCAUCAAUCAGCAAACAUGGACCAACACCAAAUACUUGCAGACUCUUUCAACUCCCUCACCCUAUAAUUUUGGACAUUCUCUCAAGGCUUCCCAUCAUUGACAUUCUCCAUUGCAGGUGCGUUUGCAAGAGAUUCCUUUGUUUCAUUUCUGAAGCUGAAUUUGCAUGGCUCCACCUUUCAAGAUCACCCCUUUGCAUUUUAAUCAACUCUAGGCCAUUCCAAAAAUCUCGAAAGAAACUCCAGUUAUCACAUGUUGAUGCCAAGGGUGAAGGUUUCCAGGUCUCGCAACUCAACUUUACACCCAUAUCUAAUGUACCCACUUGGGAUAUUUCUGAUAUAAGUGCUUGCAAUGGUUUACUUUGUUUAGUUGGACCCAAAAAAGGUGAUCCCUUCUACGUCUGUAACCCAAUUUUGGGUGAAUUUUUCACUAUUCAACAACCUUAUAAAGAUAGUCUAAGAGAUAGGUGUUGGGGGCUUGGUUAUUCAACUGUUACUAAUCAAUACAAACUUUUGCAAAGCUAUUUUCCGACAGUUGAAUCGACUGGAAAAACGGCUCGAAUAUAUACGGUUGGGACUGGUACAUGGAGAAGCAUAGGAAAUGCACUUAAUCAUCCUAUUGCUUUACCUUUCAAUGCCUUCUUGAAUGGAGCUCUUCACUUUCGUAAUUAUCUUCCUAGAGUUGGUGAGUUCAUACAUUCUUUUCACUUUGAUACUGAGCAGUUUGGGACAGUUCCACCGCCCGAUCAUUUUCUAGAAUUAGAUAAUUUUGAUGCGGAGUGUACAACGAGUGGUGUGCUUGGAGACUGGCUGUUUAUAACUUACUUUUCGAAUUACCGGCAAAUUGACAUUUGGGUUAUGAAGGAAUAUGGUGUGAAGGAGUCGUGGACCAAACAGUUUGUUAUUCGAGAUAUAUUUCCAUAUGGCUCGGGUUAUUAUGAACCAAUGGUUGUUUUAAGAAAUGGAGAAAUAUUCUUGUUGCUCAAUACUCAGACUAUAGUUUGUUACAGCCAGAAGAGGAAACAAAUUGGAGGAACUAAAUUCUUCAAGAUUCGCUCACUGUUGGAUGCAAUUGCUUAUACUCCAUGCUUUGUUUCUCUCUACAAUGUUGCAAAAGGAGAGCAGGUCUCCAGGAUGCGGAGCACCGGAGUCUAUGACAAGAUCUGUAAAGAUGAGUUCCUCUGGCUGUAGUUUUCCUUUUUUCUGGGGUUUCCCAUGGAGCUGUGAAUGACCGUGUGAGUUUUAUUGUUUUCUUGAGUUUAUACAUACGAGUCUCCCAUUCAAUAUGCAUUUGUCUGUUAUUUAAUGAUACCUGAACAGUAAACUUUUCAAGCAUAUCUAGACGCAGGAAGCUCGGAGAUCUGAUGCACAGCUUGUCAUGUAAUUGGUAACCAAGUUGUUCUCCGAAAUCAUUGAUGUCUAACCGUCUAAGUCUAUGAAGUUGAAAAUGCUAAUGAAUUAUGAACCUUUAUUUAUGAUGUAGCAAUUAAAUUCAUGGAAAUUAUAUUGAGUUCCAAGACUGAACUUUAUGUAUCAAUUCAGACGCUGCUGCUUUUGUUUCUUGUAAUGAGUUAAUUUAAUGUUGAAGCA
Messenger RNA from Hibiscus syriacus, 1733 nucleotides. RefSeq names its product F-box protein At3g07870-like. The record is from RefSeq and is a predicted model, not a curated record. The coding region runs from base 141 to 1334 and encodes 397 amino acids. The transcript is spliced from 2 exons. Lineage: Eukaryota; Viridiplantae; Streptophyta; Magnoliopsida; Malvales; Malvaceae. Gene Ontology annotation, molecular function: protein binding.